UCGGGGCUCUCCGGGCCAGGGUAUAAAAUCUGUCCCGGCAGAGGAGCWGAAACCACUCCUGCUUCAUUCUCCUCGGAGAAAAGGCGCUCCAGACUCCAUCCCGAGCCAUGUCCUGCUACGACCUCUGCGCCCCGAAUUCAUGCAACCCCACGCCGCUGGCCAACAGCUGCACCGAGCCGUGUGUCCGGCAGUGCCAGGAUUCCACCUACGUGAUCCAACCGUCCCCCGUGGUGGUCACUCUGCCCGGGCCCAUCCUCAGCUCCUUCCCCCAAAACACCACCGUGGGCUCCUCGGCGUCCGCGGCCGUCGGGGAUGUUCUGAGCACCGGGGGUGUCCCCAUCAACUCCGGGAACUCCUCGGGGUUGAGCAGUUUGGGGUAUUCCGGGCUGGGAGGGAUUUACGGGAGGUCCUACCGGCGCUCCAACCGCUGCGGGCCGUGAGGAAGGAACGGCCGGGAGAUGAAAAGCGCGAUCCCAUCCUCUUGCUGACCCCACCGCCGCUUUGCCCUGAGCUCCCGAGGCUGCAGGAGCUCGGCAUUUCCGAUUCGAUGCCUUUCUGCGGCAUCAGCGAGGUGAAAAAUGUCACUUGGUUGUUGCCGGGUGUCCAGCUGUAAAGCGCUGCCGUGA
Messenger RNA from Malurus melanocephalus (red-backed fairy wren), 626 nucleotides. RefSeq names its product feather keratin 4-like. The record is from RefSeq and is a predicted model, not a curated record. Gene Ontology annotation, molecular function: structural constituent of cytoskeleton. The transcript is spliced from 2 exons. Gene Ontology annotation, cellular component: intermediate filament. Lineage: Eukaryota; Metazoa; Chordata; Aves; Passeriformes; Maluridae. The coding region runs from base 108 to 440 and encodes 110 amino acids.